Messenger RNA from Cajanus cajan (pigeon pea), 1703 nucleotides. The record is from RefSeq and is a predicted model, not a curated record. NCBI's taxonomy places the organism in Eukaryota, Viridiplantae, Streptophyta, Magnoliopsida, Fabales, Fabaceae.
CGUAUUUGUUUUUCAUUUUGAUUUUACCCAGAAGUUAACAACACACUGCUCUUCUCUCUUCCAUCGUUCGAGUUUGAAUUUGAUUUGGACGAGGUUGGAGGUUUGCAAUUUUUGUUGGGUUUUGAAUCUGAUUGUCUUGUGUAUUAAGGUUUGAGUUUUACGCGUAGAGAUGGAUAGCCCUCCGAAGAAUGAAAGUAAGGGAUUUUUUGCAUCCAUGUCUUCCAUGUUCAGCAACGCUAUGCACCGAUCAGUCAACGGGCUUCUUGGAUAUGAAGGUGUAGAAGUCAUAAAUCCAGAAGGGGGUAAAGAUGAUGCGGAGGAGGAAGCUCAGAGAGGAAGAUGGAAACAGGAGGAAAGAGAUGGUUACUGGAAGAUGAUGCAUAAAUAUAUUGGCUCGGAUGUAACAUCAAUGGUGACCCUACCUGUUAUUAUCUUUGAACCAAUGACUAUGCUUCAGAAAAUGGCCGAGUUGAUGGAGUACUCCCACUUGUUAGAUCUGGCGGAUGAAUCAGAGGAUCCAUACAUGCGAUUAGUUUAUGCAUCGUCAUGGGCUAUAUCGGUGUACUUUGCAUACCAACGAACUUGGAAGCCUUUUAAUCCUAUCCUUGGAGAGACAUAUGAAAUGGUUAACCAUGGUGGAAUUACAUUUCUUGCAGAACAGGUGAGUCAUCAUCCCCCAAUGAGUGCUGGGCAUGCUGAGAAUGAGCAUUUUACAUAUGAUGUGACUUCAAAGUUGAAAACUAAGUUUUUGGGAAAUUCUGUUGAUGUUUACCCUGUUGGAAGAACUCGUGUGACUCUUAAGAGAGAUAAUGUAAUCUUAGAUUUGGUGCCACCUCCUACAAAGGUUAACAACCUCAUAUUUGGCCGGACUUGGAUUGAUUCACCUGGGGAAAUGAUAAUGACAAAUUUGACAACUGGAGACAAAGCUAUACUAUAUUUUCAACCAUGUGGGUGGUUUGGCGCUGGUCGAUAUGAAGUGGAUGGAUAUAUUUAUAAUUCUUCUGAGGAGCCUAAAAUAUUAAUGACUGGGAAGUGGAACGAGUCAAUGAGUUAUCAACCUUGUGAUUUAGAAGGAGAGCCUUUUCCAAACACAGAAUUGAAAGAGGUUUGGCAUCUUGCUGAUAUUCCACAGAAUGACAAAUUCCAGUAUACACAUUUUGCUCAUAAAAUUAACAGCUUUGACACUGCCCCUAGAAAGUUGUUGGCAUCAGACUCUCGUCUACGCCCAGAUAGAUAUGCACUAGAGAUGGGUGAUUUGGCAAAAUCUGGGACAGAAAAGAGCAGUUUGGAGGAGAGACAACGAGCUGAAAAGAGAACUCGUGAGGAAAAACGGCAUAACUUCACGCCAAAAUGGUUUGAUUUAACUGAAGAAGUGACAUCAACUCCUUGGGGUGAUUUGGAAAUCUAUCAAUAUAAUGGUAAAUACACUAAACAUCGAGCUGUUGCAGAUAGCUCGGGAAGCAUUGAUGAUGUUGAUGUUAAAUCAACUGAAUUCAAUCCAUGGCAGUAUGGUAAUUUGGCCACGGAAUGAAUUAGUUAUUUAGUUCCAAUUUGCUUUCGAUUUUGGAUGCUGCAAUUAGUUCAUUUAACCUUCUAUUGAUACAUAAAACAUAGAAUAAAUCUAAUUUUAUUUUGGUUAUGUUGGCUUGUGCACAUUGUAAUGUCUAUUGUUCUCUUUCUGCCUAUAUUAGUAUUUUAAUUCA